This is a messenger RNA of Cimex lectularius (bed bug), 778 nucleotides long. RefSeq lists its product as uncharacterized. The record is from RefSeq and is a predicted model, not a curated record. Bases 283 to 603 code for a protein of 106 amino acids. The transcript has 3 exons. Lineage: Eukaryota; Metazoa; Arthropoda; Insecta; Hemiptera; Cimicidae.
UAAAUUCGUACUGCUUUUGUUUUAUGAAUCAAUUGUUUUCCCAGUGAAGCUCUGGUCGCGUCGCAUUCUGUUUUGUGUGGUCGUUCGAUAAGAAGAGGUUCAAAAACGAUAAGGGACGAAAAGAGAAGGGGUUAAAACCAGAAGGAAAAUAAAUCAGCACACCAAUUAUUAAAAAGGAACCGGAUGACGUCAGGAGGAAAAUACUAAAGACUUAAAAGAAAUCUAAAAAAAAAAAUAUUGAACAACUACAUCUUAAGUAGAGUUUUAUAAAAAGAAGCCCGAAUGAGAGGAUCUUGGGGGAGAGGGCUGCUAUUGGCCGCAGCUCUCACUGCACUUCUAUGCUUCAGUGCUGUAAGCACUGAGGACUCUCCUCCGAGCAAGGAAAGCAAACCAUCUCCACCUGUUGGACCAAGGGCUGGUGGAAAACAAGACUCUGCUAGUGGUAGUGAUUCCGCUAGCGGAAGUGGAUCUGGCGGCGGCGGUGGAGGUUCAGGAAGUCCAAGCUUUGGAAUGAUUUGGAAACCAAACCCCUUUCUCCUACUCGCAAUAGCUGCUCUUCUUUUUGGACUUGACCGCCGCCACCACCUCACUUUUGGAAGGUAAAAAAACUAUAAAACAAUGGCACGAAAAAGGACUGUUUACACCGCAAUUUCUCUCCAUUUUCCUACUUUUUGUUAAUUGGAUAAAAACUACUUGCGCUUUUCCAUCUAUUAUAGAAGAAAAAAUGUAAAAGAUAAAAACACAAAAAUUAAUAAAUAGUUCAUGUUAAUCAUCUGAA